Molecule: messenger RNA, 1047 nt
Organism: Fusarium graminearum PH-1
Lineage: Eukaryota; Fungi; Ascomycota; Sordariomycetes; Hypocreales; Nectriaceae
Exons: 1
Coding region: 1-1047 (348 amino acids)
Source: RefSeq, a predicted model, not a curated record
AUGGACUAUAACCAAGUGGCCUGGGAAUAUCAUCAAGUGUUUGGGUUUAUCUCGUCAAAAGCAGUGCUUGUGGGCUGGGGCGAGUGCAACAAUCCUUACUUCUGUAACGACUUGAGCAGACAGAUUGUCCACCACGAUAAUGACCCAUCGCGACAGGGAUUCCGCAACCAUGCUUACCUUUCCUGGGGACCAGACUUCCAUCCUGAAAAGGAGACGGAUUUCCACGGUCAGAACCGCAAUCCCGAAAAGUGGAAUGGCGCUCCCGUCUUCAUUAUUGACGCAUGCGCAGGACCUCAUGUGGGCGAUGAGACGCGAGAUCAGUAUAAUAACACGCUGGAUAGCAACAGGGAUGAUCCGAAGAAAUACCCCGUCGACAUCUUCAAACAACUCGUGGCUAAAAAUAAGAGAUAUUCUAAGUGGACAUCAGGUGUCACGGGACUCCUUACAAGAGGCAAUGAUUGGUCACUGGGAGAAGUUCAGAAUGAGAUCUAUCCUGGUUCGCCAAUCGAGUGGUCGGCUUUGGAUCUACCUGCUGCCUCACAACAGUUAACCAUGGUGUUCGGUGGCAAAAUCAGUCAAGUCCAAGCCAACUUCACCAAGAUCAUAUCCAAAGUCAAGUUCGACAAACCAUAUGCACCGGAUGACCUAUUUUCGGCUCCAAUUCCCAACGAAAAGGAUCAAUUUGGUAACAUUAUCACCGAGGAGAAAGUCUAUGAAAAGAGUGACAUCUCGGUCUCUUAUUUCUCCUUGAUGAUUCACUUCACACCAAGUUACGAGAAAGCUAUUGAGCUGAUCAAGUAUCGAACUACCCAAUAUUCCAUCUCGGACACACAUCCUACCCUGAUGGAACAGAAGUCAACUUCAAACAUCAUUAUGAUUGGAGGAAAGUAUCUGAAACUUUUUGUGUUUGCGAACUUGGUUGUCGAGUUGUCCUGCUUGGAUGGUACCGCUUAUCUCCAGAGUAUUGCUGAUCAAGUUGCUGAGUACUUUGAGGCUUCUGAAGGCGACUUGGUGGCACCAGCACAAUGGGAAUCAUGCCUGAACUAG